CUUAGUAGUUGUUAUUACAAUCGCGCAGUCGUCAGUCUGAAAAAAUAUUCUAGUCUUCCUGUUUUAUACAUUGAACAGACAAGAUGGGUAAACCCCGCGGUCUGCGUACGGCGCGUAAACACGUAAACCACCGUCGUGAACAACGAUGGGCGGAUAAAGAUUACAAAAAGGCACAUUUAGGAACAAGAUGGAAGGCUAAUCCAUUUGGUGGUGCUUCCCAUGCUAAAGGAAUUGUUUUAGAAAAAGUAGGAGUUGAAGCCAAACAACCCAACUCAGCUAUUCGAAAGUGCGUGAGGGUACAACUUAUAAAAAAUGGUAAAAAAAUCACGGCCUUCGUACCACGGGAUGGUUGUUUAAACAAUAUCGAAGAAAACGAUGAAGUUUUAGUUGCCGGUUUUGGUCGUAAAGGUCAUGCCGUUGGUGACAUUCCCGGUGUUAGAUUUAAGGUGGUAAAAGUAGCUAACGUAUCUCUCCUUGCCUUGUACAAAGAGAAAAAAGAAAGACCAAGAUCAUAGGUGUAUUUUGUUACAAUUAAUUUAAAAAAAUAAAAAUUGUAAUGAAGUAUUUUGUAUUUAUAUUUAUGAAACAUUAAAUACAGAUAUUUAUUACGCCAA
Molecule: messenger RNA, 614 nt
Organism: Chrysoperla carnea
Lineage: Eukaryota; Metazoa; Arthropoda; Insecta; Neuroptera; Chrysopidae
Gene: RpS23
Product: 40S ribosomal protein S23
Exons: 4
Coding region: 84-515 (143 amino acids)
Biological process (GO): translation
Cellular component (GO): cytosolic small ribosomal subunit; ribosome
Molecular function (GO): structural constituent of ribosome
Source: RefSeq, a predicted model, not a curated record